GGACAACGGUCGGGUCGUCGCUGCAGUAGAACCACGCACCCAAAGUGUGGUCGCGUGGAAGGUCUGCGACGGAGACGGCGUUUAGCUCAGAUAUAAUUUAAAAGAUGCCUCAGUGGUUUCUUGUAGCUCAAUGGAUUCAACGACUCUCGAGUAAUCUUUACGACAGCGAAUCCUACUGCAAACUAUUACCACUUCAAUCAAGAUGCAUCUGCAUACGCAAGUCGUCUUGAUAUUAACCCAGCUGUUCCUCAUUGUACGCGUGACGGAUCAGACAAAAUGUGCCCUAACGUCCUCGUACGGCAGCGUCUCGGGAAGCUACUUCGCGACGCAGCUGUCCGCCCCGGAAACGGACGCCGACGACAUAGACGUCGACGCCGGCGUUGGCCACCGUCGGAUCGAUCUGACACCGCUGGUGCCAACGGCGGAAUCGCCGCUCCUAUCCGAUUAUCCAACCUACAAUGACGACACCGAAGAUGUAAAUAGCUUUCUGAAGGUGCUGAGUUGCUCCGACACGAGCUUGCGGGCGGUGAACGAGGAGUACCUGCGGCCGGUUAACUCAUACAAGGGCAUGCUGCUCGAGCGGGUUCCGGUGCUCAAUCCGACCGCCGAUCUGCUGGCGCUCAAGAACGAAAACUACCUGGAGAUCGUGCGCUGGCGGGACAGCAAUGUGACAGAACAUCAGCUGACCCUAACUUUCGCGCGGGAUGAUCGGAAGUUCAGCAACCUUCAGAUACUAGACAUAAGCGCAAAUUUACUUAGCACGAUAAGGAGAGACUAUUUUAGCAGACUGGAGCGGCUAAAGCUGCUGCAGCUGUCCGCGAAUCAAUUACACAAUCUUACGAGUGAUAUUUUCUACGAUCUGCCGAAUCUGAUCGAGCUGGACCUGCACAGCAAUCGGCUGAGCGAGCUGCCGCUGCACUUGUUCCGGCCGCUCGGUAAGCUGCGAGUGCUGAAUCUCGUGAACAAUACGAUCCAUGAUCUUCCGCGCAACAGUUUCGCUGGGCUGGGAAAUCUUACUGAGCUGCACCUAGCAAACAAUCGGCUGUACGUGGUGCCGUUUCAAGUGUUUAAAGAGCUGCGCUCGCUGGAGGUGUUGGAUCUGUCCAGCAACAUGCUCGUUUCGUUUCUGGAUAACUUCUUCCUGCUCAACAAGCAGCUGCGUGUGUUGCGCCUGAACGGAAACAUUAUCGAAAAGAUCUCUAAAAAUGCGCUGUAUGGGUUGCGCCGGUUGCAGUCGCUCGAUCUGUCAAGCAACAAGCUAGUUUUCAUCGAUCGUAACGCGUUCGAUACGCUUGACGAACUGCGCUACCUGAACGUUAAUCAGAACCAGAUCUACAUCCUUCCGUCGACGGUUUUUUCGGCGUUACGCUCGUUGCGUUCGCUGGACUUGAGCAACAACCUAAUGCGUUCGCUGCCGAACUCGAUCUUCGCAAACCAGUAUAACUUGGUGCGGUUGCACCUCGACGCUACCAACCUGGAAACACUGAGCAACUGGGUCUCGCGCAACAACCACACGGUGAAUAAAGAAGUCCUGCGCAACCUGCGCUACCUGUCCAUACGUAACAACACCCGACUGAAAGAGAUCGAACCGUGUGUGUUCCGCAACGUGCCCAGUCUGGAGACGCUGCUGCUGUCGAACAAUAGACUGACAAGCUUGCCGAAGGAGAUCGGAGAGCUGCGCCGGUUGCGCUAUCUGGACGUCGGUAGCAACUACAUUAUGUACAUCCCGGAGCAGAUUCGCACGCUGCACGAACUGCAGUAUGCGAACUUCCUCGACAACGACUACGGUUGUGAUUGCCACAUGUACUGGAUUCUGAGCUGGAUCGACGAGCUGCAGGCGGAGAACAACACGCAGAAGAUCUACGAUCUACUUCGUUUGUCCGAGCUGAAGUGCCGCAACGGCUAUCCGGGUGACAUCGUGCGCGUGCUACAGCACAUCAGUUGCUUCAAGCCAGAGCUGCUGAGGUCGUCGGAGAGCAGGAUGCAUCUGCUCAAAUCGGACGCCGUCCUGGAGUGUGUGUUUACUGGAAAUCCUCCACCAGACAUCAUCUGGAUAACGCCCAAGAACGAGAUUCUUCGCCACAGUCAGGAGCAGGACCAAAAGUCGCUGCUGUUCGAUUCGGAUGACGAUUCCGGGCCGGACGGGGGUAGCAGAAAGUACCAGCAGGCUGUCGAAUUUCAGAUGCUCACGAUGGACAACGUGACGGGUGAUGGGAUGCAUGAAGUAGGAGGAAUGGGCAUAACGCUGCUGGAGAAUGGCUUUUUGCGAAUUCACAACAUUUCCCGACGUGACAGUGGGCUGUACACGUGUUACGCGAUCAAUAUUAUGGGCAACGUAACGGCUGAUAUUCGUCUUUACAUCGAUCCAAUCGUGUUCUAUCGUGUUAAGAUUGGUAGCAUCAUUACUGGUGCUAUCUCGGCAGCGUCCUUCCUGGCACUUACACUCAUCUUCCAAGGCAUCCGGCGUAUUUUCAUACGCUUCCGCAUUAUCGAACUCAUCUGCCAGAAUUGUUGCAGUUAUUGUUACAAAAACGACAAAACGUCCUCCAAAGCGCGCCAGAUCUAUGCUAUGCUCGAUAACAUCGAACACUAUAAGAGCCAACAACUGGAGCGUCUGCGUGAUAACUACACGCAACAGGUUCAUCGUAUCAAGGACAACUGUGCGCAGCAGGUCGAUUGGAUCCAGAGCAGUUACUCGACCCAAUCGAAACACUUACGCGAAAUUCGUGACAUUGGUACACACCAUCUUACUACGCUUCGAGAUCAGUACUACGAUCAGGUUCGCCGCGUACGUGACUACUCCACCAGCCAGCUGACAUGGGUGCGAGAGAACUACGUGUUCCAGCGUAACAAGAUACGAAAAUUCAGUGCACACCAGGCACUACGGUUACGCGAAGGCUACAAAUACCAACAGCAGACGCUAAACAAGGUUCUGGAAAAUUUGCCCAGCUUCUACUUCGAGAAUUGUCGCGGUCGCAACGAAGAAGAUGAGGAUUUCGAUGGAUUUGAGGUGUAUUUGAAGGCGAAAAUCGAGAAGCUUUCACAGAUGGAGGGCGUCGAAAACCCACAGGCGAAAGUGAUUGGUGCCGAUUACGCGCUGAAGUACUUGGAGAACUUCUCCGCCAAGAGCGUCGACGAGAGCAAGGCAUCAGUUUACUUCACGCCCAACGAUGAUCACGCCAGUCCCGAACCGCAGAUAUCGCCUAUCCACAUCAACUACAUCAAUGGUCCGCCCCCGCUGGUGGACGGCGAUGACGAUGACGACGACGGUGAACUGCCCUCGGGAAAACUUCAUCUCGGGACGGCACUGCUUGCGAGCGGAGAUACGCCCAAGUCCUUCAAGUCCGUCUUAACUGGGCCUGGUUCGAUUGGCGGAGGCAUCGCGGACAUUCCGCUCAAACCCAUCAUUAAGCCAACGACGCGGUUCAUGUACGACAAGCACCUCGGCAAGUACCGUCUCUGCCACCAGCAGCCGAACCGGUUGAGUGGUGGGUACGCCAACGAAGACGAACUUCUCACCGACAUCGGUGGCGCCCGAAGAUCGGACGUCACUUCCGGGAACGGUGGUAUCGGGUUCGAGGGAGUUCCGCUCCAUUUCAACGACGCGCUAGACGGUGGUGGUGACUCGGCCGAAGACGAUCAUCAGAACUAUAGCCUUAAAAACAAUCGAAAGCAUCGCCGCAAGAGGAAACUCCUGCUCGGCUGCAAGAGUGGUGCGCAGAUGAACGGUGGCAGCAGCGGUAGCGGCCUUGGAUCGGGAAGCGGUGGCUCGGGAUCCGCGAGUGCCUGCGAAUACGAGACGCUGCUGAUGAAGAAUCUAAGCCAAGAUCCGCGCGAUUCGCACUACAAAAUCAUCCACAUCAACAAGCUGAACAAUGGUGUGAGCAACAGCAACUACUUUACCGGCAUGUUGGGCAACGCCUCGUGCGGUAGUGGAUGGAUGGCGGGACGGGCGGUUAGCCGUAGGCAUCAUCGCCCGACUGUGGCAGCUACUGCAGUCGUCCCAUCGCACGUCGGGGAUAAUGAUUACCACUACUCACUCGAGGACAUGAUACAGGAUAACAAUCAGAAGAUCCGCCAGUUGAUCUACGACUCGAAGAUCGACAUCAUGAACGAGGUGAUCAGCACGGGAAACGGUAGUGGUAGUGGCGGGGAAGCAGGUCGAGUAGCUGGCCGAAACCGUCGCACUGCCGGUGGCAGUAAUAGCAAGAGCAUCAACAACAUUGAUGGCGCGGGAAGUAGCUCGACUGGUGGGGGAGGACCAGCAGGAGCGCAAAGCAUGGUAGGAUUGGCACAUGGCGGGAACAUUCCGACCGACGAGUACGAUCUGUGUAGCAGCAGUAGCAGCAGCCGGAACAACAGCUGCAGCACAAACGCUAGCAGUGGCAGCUUCCAGCAGCAGCACCGUAACCACCUGCAACGCCAAAGGUACUCUCCGGUGAGCGCAACACCGGCAACCAACACGGUGGUUACGAUUGGAAGCUCGGCGAAUGGUACAGGAUCCUCGCCAGCAGGAUCACCACCAACGACGGUCGCGAUCGUACCAACCAGUGGCAGUGGAGGAGGAGCAAGCACGGGUGGUUCCACUCUGCUGCCCGUAAAGAAGAUUCACAAGUUGCACUUCGAUUCCAGCACAAACCGCAUUCAACAGAGCACCAGCCUGCCGGAGAUAUGCUACAAUGCGAUUGCUUCCCGUACGGUGUUACCGGGUUCGUCCGGGUUGGCCAACGGGACGGUGUCGAUGAGCGAACCGGUGCCACCGCGGUCGAACUCCCCUAACAACCACCCGGGUUCGGGUGGUUCCUCUAUUUCGUCUGCGUUCUCCAGUGCAUCGGGAUCGCUUGGCGGGGACGCUUCGGGAACGGGCAGAGUGGAUGUCACCGCAAAAGCGCACGGUGGCAAACAUGUGAUCUUAGCGGUAGAAAACAAGGAAUGUGACGCUAUGGGUGGCGCGGCAAAAUCAUUCUCAUCGUCCCCUGCGUCCUCGCCAUCAUCUUCGUAACCAGCGUCGCGUACCGAGUCAAAUAUCAAUAAUAAUAAUAAUAGUAGUAUUCGUAGCAGAAUGAACGCCCGGCUGUAGAAAGCUGUAUCGCGUGUGGUUAGCCGAGCGGCAACAAUACAUACAUACGUGGCAUGCUAGGAUCUUGAUCCUUUCCUACACAUCCAUCUUCUCAUCCUGCUGAGCAGUCUUGUCGGGGUUUUCUAACGCGACUAAUGGUUCGAAUGACUUGGGAUCAUUCUUUGUCACCGCUAAUCAGGGCCGCUGUUUGAUGUUGGCCCUUACACAACGUACGGUCGGCUAAACUUGUUGAAACCAUAAUCGCCUGUUGCACGUUCGUGUUUUGUGUAUGUCUCGUGUGAUUUACCGGAACUGAAAAAAUAACAAAAUUUGCGAAAAAAAAAACCCGAUUCUGCUUGCUGAGUGUCGAGAGGAACGAUAGGUGACUAGGCCAAGGUUAAUUUCGUCAGUGAAUGUAUUGUUGUGCUCCCCUUGCUACUAUAGCUACAUAUGCCCCACGGGGUUGUGGAACAUGAAAGAUAAUACUAUCAUUAUUACUAUGGUUAUGAUUCUACAUAUAUACAUACCCACAUUAUAUAUCUGUUUAUGAUAAAUAGGAAAAAAGAGAGGGAUAAUUGUGCCCGCGUACCGUUGUUUCGUGUACGCGUGUGCCGAAAGUGAUAGAAUUUCAAAUGGGAUCUUGGGAUAAGGUAGAAUAAAACACACAUACAAACCUUAUGGAACGAUUUAAAGAAAUAUGGGAUGGGCGACGCGGUAAUCCUUCCGGAAUCGAAUAGGUGCCCGUCUG
This is a messenger RNA of Anopheles nili, 5807 nucleotides long. RefSeq lists its product as uncharacterized. Gene Ontology annotation, molecular function: protein binding. The coding region runs from base 203 to 5002 and encodes 1599 amino acids. The transcript has 6 exons. NCBI's taxonomy places the organism in Eukaryota, Metazoa, Arthropoda, Insecta, Diptera, Culicidae. The record is from RefSeq and is a predicted model, not a curated record. Gene Ontology annotation, cellular component: plasma membrane.